This is a messenger RNA of Acipenser ruthenus (sterlet), 8245 nucleotides long. RefSeq names its product tyrosine-protein phosphatase non-receptor type 14-like. The record is from RefSeq and is a predicted model, not a curated record. The transcript has 20 exons. NCBI's taxonomy places the organism in Eukaryota, Metazoa, Chordata, Actinopteri, Acipenseriformes, Acipenseridae. Gene Ontology annotation, molecular function: protein tyrosine phosphatase activity. Gene Ontology annotation, cellular component: cytoskeleton. Gene Ontology annotation, biological process: lymphangiogenesis; protein dephosphorylation. The coding region runs from base 938 to 4552 and encodes 1204 amino acids.
AUUGCAAUUUUUAGCAUUUGUCAUUUAGCGGUAAUGACAAAUGCUAAAAAGAUUAGUAUCUGAAGUUGUGCGUGCUUCAUUUGUUGAGUAUUUCGACUUGAACAUUAAUUACCCAUGGAGUAAAAAACAAAAACAAAAAAAACUUUUAAAACUAUUUUUUUCCUCUCCACGAACUUGAAAGGAAAGAUAUAAGGUCCUUUUGAUCAAAGGGGCUGAUUUAGCAACGGAGAGCUACCUUUUCCCUGGUCUGUUGGAUUUGCUUUCCUGGGUGUGUUUUUCUCCAUCGUAAACCAUUAUGGAAGCUCCGACGUCUAUUAGCUCCACAUUCCUGAAAUUCCACAGUUCUGAUGUCACAAGGGACAGAUCACACAUUUUCUCUUUAAACCUAUACGCUCCUUGUGUCUCUUGGGCGAUUUAUUAUCUAAAUUAACAUAUUCUAAUUACCAGAAACACAGUAAAGAGAUCAAAAACUAGCUGCUGAUUCCUAGGCAAGUUUUUCAAAGUAUGUAUGUGCGCGCGUACUUUUUUUAAUACAAAAAAAGUUGUUAAGUUAUUUCCACCCCACACAAAAGUAGUCCUUGUGUGCGCUAUACAAACUUUGCAAUUUAAGCUUCUUUCUAGCAGAGUAAAACGAUUCUAUAUUUGAAAAAAAAAGACUCGAUGUAGAGGAUUACGCACAGUAAGGGAACUUUCUUUGCAUUGUGGAAACCAUUACAAUUGUAGGGCUUUGGGAUCUAUGCGCUAUACGUAACCGAAGGAAAACGACAUGUAACCUGUACUGGAAGCCUGUAUCUAUUAAUGUCUUUGGGCAUGGGACAGUCAUUUUCACCUGUAGUGUUCUUUGGCUGGGGGACUGUCCUUCAAGACCAGGAAAAGACUUCCUAAAGCGAAGAGGCACACGUGGCGAGGGUGGAUCUGUUUCGAAGGCCCCUCAGCCAUGCCCUUCCGGAUCAAACUCCGUCGCACCAGGCGCUAUAACGUCUUGAGCAAGAACUGCUUUGUGACCCGCAUCCGCCUACUGGACAGCAAUGUCAUCGAGUGCACACUGUCAGUGGAGAGCACCGGCCAGGAGUGUUUGGAGGCUGUCGCUCAGAGACUUGAGCUGCGGGAGACACACUAUUUUGGUCUGUGGUUCCACAGUAAAACGCAGCUCCAGCGAUGGGUGGAGUUGGAGAAAGCCUUGAAAAAGCAGCUGGACAAAUUUGGCAACGAGCCUCUUCUGUUCUUUGGUGUAAUGUUCUACGUGCCAAAUGUUUCUAGACUUGAACAAGAGGUCACAAGGUAUCAGUAUUACCUUCAAGUUAAAAAGGAGAUUCUUGAUGGACGAAUGCCAUUUUCAGUAGAACAAGGGAUCAGGCUAGCUGGCUUAGCUGUACAAGCUGAUUUUGGGGACUAUAAUCAGUUUGAGUCCCAGGAUUUCCUCAGGGAAUAUGUCCUGUUUCCAGUGCACUGUGAGCAGGACCAAAGGACACAUGUGAAAGUUGGAAAGAGAGAUUUAGGACAAAGGAUAGAAGACCCUUUUCAAAAAAGAGAGAAAUGGACCCAAGAUGAAGAAGUAUUAGAAGACCUGACUCAGAAAGUAGCUCGGGAACACAAGAGCCACUGUGGAAUGCCACCAGCAGAAGCGGAGCUACUUUACAUUAAGGAAGUGGAACAGCUGGAAGGCUUUGGGCAAGAAAGUUUUUCUGCAAAGGAUAACCUUGCAAAUGAUAUUUACCUUGCUGUUUCCUUCAUGGGAGUGUUUGUCAAGCACAGGAAUGGUAGAUCAACCAGCACAUACAGAUGGAAUGACAUUGGUAAUAUCACACACAACAAGUCAGCAAUUACCAUAGAGUUAACAAACAAAGAAGAGACUAUCCCAUUUCACAUGGAUGAAAUGGAAAUGGCCAAAUACAUUUCAAGACUGUUCACCGCACGACACAAAUUUUAUAAACAGAACAAAAUAUGCACAGAACAGUCGAAUUCCCCUGCACCAAUCAGGAGACGGCAACCUUGGAACAGGUCAUUGCCAAGACCAUUUAUCCUGCCACCUAUACACAGCCAGUAUGGAGAGCAUUACCAAGAAACUCGCACCUCACAAGACAGCAUUUUCCUCGAUGAAAGGUCCUACUAUAGGUCCCAGACUAGCUUGGAAGGGUGUCCAGUCGACUUCUACACAGUCACGAAUGGCAGUGUGUAUAGCGCACCCAGUAUGAACUCUCUCAACCAUUCCCAGAACUUCAUCCAGGCUUCUCCAAUGUCCUCCAACCUCAGUAUUCCAGGCAGUGACAUCAUGAGACCAGACUACAUUCCCAGCCAUAGACACAGUGCCAUAAUUGUUCCCUCUUACCGACCUACCCCAGAUUAUGAGACUGUUGUACGGCAUCAAAGGGGUAUCCACAUAGACUGCCAGAGCCAGUCCCUGAGGAAUCUCAACAUCAGGAACUCCUACGCCUAUGGCCAGCCUGAGGGCAUGGUGUACAGUCAGCCCGAAAUACGAGAGCGGCCCCAGUACCCAUAUCCUUAUGGGCUUCCAGUCGACUAUAACAAUCCUGUGGCCCCCUCUGCUCAGAUGAACCCCAACAGCUCUGCACAAAGCCAUGCAGCAGCAAAUGCCAUUUCUCACACAGUCAGCACUCCAGAGCUAGCCAACAUGCAGCAACAGGGCACUCAAGGCUACAAUACAGCCCACAUGCUGAGGAACCAUUUCUCCAGGCCACCACCUCCAUAUCCGCGUUUCCGGCCUGCCACUAGCACGCCAGACCUAGCCAGCCACAGGCACAAACCCGUCAGUGGCAGCAGCCCAGAGCCAGUAAUGCGCAAGGUCCAGUUGUCCGUAAAGACCUUCCAACAAGGCAGCUCCCCAGUGGUCCACCAGCCCCCACAGGAAGUCAGUGAGCCACUCACUGCUGUCAAGCACCACCCAUCAGUCAACAAGCGCCACAGCCUGGAAGUGAUGAGCUGCAUGGUUCGCGGUAUGGAGGCUGUGACUUUGAAGACAUUGAACGCACCUCUGCCUCGCAGGAACACGCUGAGAGAGCAGGUCCAAUCAGAAGAACCGGUUCAAAAGGUCCAAGAGGUUAAGCAGCCUCCACAGUACCAGCACAAGAAGACCUUGUCUAAUGCUACCAUGCUGAUUCACAGCAGCGACAGUGAAGAGGAAGAGGAGACCCCAGACUAUGACGUGCAGAUACCAGGGCUAAAUGAAGACAUCAGUGCUCAGCUGCAGGCGGCUUUGGCCAAAAUCCCCAACAAACCCCCACCGGAGUACCCAGGGCCAAGAAAAACGGUCAGCAAUGGAACUCUCAGGCAAGACCAUCUGAAUCAGGUCUCGGAGGAAGCUGCCAGGGCCAGGAUGAUGAGGGCUGGCCAGAGUCAGGUCAGCAGCCUCUCUCGCACUGACCAGGUGACACUAAACGGUCCUUCACUCGGACCGUCUAUUUCGGAGCCUGACCUGACCAGUGUGAAAGAGCGUGUCAAGAAGGAACCAGUUAAGGAGAGACCUGUGUCUGAAUUGUUCUCUAUAGAAGACAGCAUUGUGGAGAGGGAAAUAAUGCAGAGGAAUUUAGAGAAGCAGAAGAUGGACUCCCUUAAGAGGCCGUUGAUGAUGGCUGCGCUUAAUGGUCUCUCUGUGGCAAGGUUGCCGGUUCCUGAGGACAACCAGGAGGACACUUCCAAAGUGACAACAGAUGAAAGGUGUAAAAUUCUGGAAAGGAAGCUCAAAGAGGAAAUGGUCUUCACAGAAUACGAGCAGAUCCCAAAGAAGAAAGCUGAUGGCGUUUUCACCACGGCAGUGAUGCCAGACAACGCAGAGCGAAACCGCUUCCGGGACAUCGUUCCCUAUGAGGAAAACCGUCUUGAGCUUGUGCCAACCAAAGAAAACAACACCGGCUACAUCAAUGCCUCCCAUAUCAAGGUGAGCAUCCGCAGCGAGGAGUGGCACUACAUUGCCACACAGGGGCCCCUGCCAAACACGUGCCAGGAUUUCUGGCAGAUGGUCUGGGAGCAGGGAGUGAAUGUCAUAGCCAUGGUUACAGCUGAGGAGGAGGGUGGAAGGCCAAAGAGCCAUAGGUACUGGCCUAAACUAGGCUCCAAACACAACUCAGCAACCCACGGCAAGUUCAAGGUGACAACCAAGUUCCGCACAGAUUCUGGUUGCUAUGCAACCACAGGUUUAAAGGUCAAGCAUCUUUUGUCUGGGCAGGAGAGGACCGUGUGGCACUUGCAGUACACUGAUUGGCCGGAUCAUGGUUGUCCUGAAGAAUUGCAAGGAUUUUUAUCCUAUCUGGAAGAGAUUCAGUCUGUGCGUCGUCACACCAAUAGCAUGCUUGACCCCUCGAAGAGCAACAAUCCACCCAUUGUAGUGCACUGCAGUGCUGGGGUGGGCAGGACUGGAGUGGUCAUUCUCACAGAACUGAUGAUCGGCUGUUUGGAACACAAUGAGAAGGUGGAUGUCCCCAUGAUGCUGGAGUAUCUCAGGCAGCAACGCAUUUUAAUGGUCCAGACUAUCACCCAGUAUAAAUUUGUCUACCAGGUUCUUAUUCAGUUCCUCAAAAACUCCAGACUAAUAUAGAAUUGAGACCAAUCUGUCUGCCAUUUGACUGCUAUUGUACAUCGGUCCUAAAUACUUCAAACCUUGUACAUUUCACUUGUCAUGUUAAUAGCACCUUGUUACAUAUAAUCUGUCUGAACAUCAAUAUAUUACUUGAUGUUCUGACAUUAAGAAUAUAUGCUACUUUCUUACUAAUGUCCUUCAUAAUAAUGUAUACCUUUAAACAUAUGAAUAACACUUCUUAGUAUAGUAAAGUAACGUUUAGUGCUCUCAGCCUAUAUAUAUUUAGGUGAAAUGUUUUAUACUGUAGUAAAAAGAAAACACACAGUACUUCAUAUAUAAAUCAAGCCAUUUUGUCAACGCAAAUUUUCACUUUUUUAUUUUCAGGCAAUAAUGUCAAAAGUAAUAGGCUCUCCUGUUGCAUUCCUCAUUCCCAUUGUUUUAAGACACCUUAGGGCCAAAUUGAGUUAACUUUUAGCUUUUUUAUGUAUGUGUGUGUGUGUGUGUCAAUGAGGAUGCAUGCAAUAAAACAAAAACAAUAAAUUAACACAUUAUUAAGAAACAAUUAAAAAGAUGCUCUAUGUAUUACAUUGUAUGUAUGACUUUGUAUUUCCCCCCCCUUAGCCUUAUAAACCAAUUUAACCUAUAAAAGUGUGCAGGUUCUGUAGACAACAAUAACAAACGCUGUUUCCAGUCUUUUGGUCUUAGCAUUUCAUUUUACAAAAUAAUUUAAACAAAUGACACUUUGUUUGCAGACUGUCCUCCGUUAUGCAUGUCUGUACUGUUCUUGUGCUAAAAAACAAAACAAAACAUGAAACAAUAACACAGGUCUUACAUUUUCCAAUGUCACUUUUAACCUGUAUCAAUUUGCAUUUAUGAUAGUUACUAAAGAUAUUUUACUAGCUUUUACUAGCAUUUUGUAUUCACCAUUUCGGGUAAUGUUGCUGUCUGUGUAUCUGUAAUGACGUUGCCAUGAAAUAGAGACUUUUCAGUGGCUUUGAAUCAAAACCUUUUAAUAAAAAUGGAAAAACAAACAGUAAUGAUGCAGGGACAUAUAUUACUUAUUGAUUAACAAUUGAAUUUCAAAGUGAAAAUAGAGACGAGAACAUCACAUUAAAUGGCACUGUUUUAAACACUUUGUGGUCCAAUAGAGGUCAGUAGAACCACCUCUAGAGAAAAAUAAAGAAAUUGCAGGAUGCUUUAAAUUGGGUAAACAUCACUGUAAUUGUGAGAUAAUGCCUUGUACUUUGUAUCUGCAGUUCAGAUGUACUCUAACUACAUUUUAAGUGACGUUUAAAAUCUUUACUCUGGUAUAAAGCAAUUUUAUUUGUAAUUUCAGUCUUUACAAAUUAUUACACUAUGCAUUCCUACAGUUUGUCUAACUUAACUGCUUCUGUGUGUUCUCACUCGAUUUGAAGUUAAAUUGUUGGGUUUCAUAUACAGACAAACUGUACAAAACUACAGUAUUUAUGAUAGUUCAACUACAAAAAUAAUAAACUACCGUUGUAAAUGUAAACGACUGGUCAAAACUGCCCUAUCAAUACAGUGCAAUGUUGGAACCAAGAAUACAUUGUCUACAUUGAUUAUUUCUAUUUCUAAAGGGAACUGGUAUCCAUACAUUGUGUCUCAUUAGCUUCCCAAUUUAACCUAGAGACAGGACGUCAAGCCUGGGUUAAUUUUAGUUAAUCAAUUAACCAACAUAUGAAUACAAAGUUCCCUUAUUUAAGUAACCAAUCAACCUGCCCUUGUUCUGUCGCCCUGAAUUAUCGUGAUUUGAAAAAAAAAAAAAUUGUUAAAUGUCAUGAUCAUUUAAAAAUCAAAUUUAACAUUUAAUUUUACUUAAAGCCAUUACACUUGUUAGUGGUGUUCACAAAGGUGAACUUGCCAGACAAAGCGUAUCAUUUAAGAAGUGAUCCAUUUGUAUGUUAAUAGCUAUACUAUAUCCACUUGUAUAUCUUAUGAACAUUAUAUUUAAAUUAAUUUGGGUAAUUUAUACCUGGAAUUGUCUACCGCGUACUAGUAUUCUGCGAUUUUUGGGUUGUUAGGCCUGGAAUAUUGUAAACAGUUGUCCCCUGUAUAUAAUCCAUGUUUCUGCUCCCGAUCGCCAAUGCGACUGCAUAGAACGUCUUCCGGGAGCUACUGUUUUUACAUUGCUGUGGCGCUGAUAAAUCACAGUGCAGUAAUGGAAUUUUUUAUCCAUAUCCCUGAACCAGGAUGAACAGGGAUACCAUGAGGGGAAGCAGAACAUAAUGUAAUAGAUCACUUUCACUACAUAUACAUUGAGUUUGGUGUGUGGACACAGUGCUGUCAAAAUGUUACACCUCUCCCAUGAAAGACAGUCAUUUUAACCUGAAUAAUGGAGUGCCUUAGACAGCAAUACAGAGUGGAUCAUGGUGCCAACUGUGUUAUUGCCUCAGUCCGAUUUUGUCAGUCAGUAAAUGUUGGAGUCAGCUAAUAAAAAAUAUCACAAAUUAAUUGGAAAUAGUAUUUAUAUUUUUUAUUCAAAUGCAAAUUUAAAAAGGUAAAAACAUAGUCUGCUCAUUUAUUCUUUUUUUUUUCUUUUAACCCCUAGAUGACACACAUUUUAAUCAAAAACAAUUGCCACUAACCCACUUAAUGUCAAAAUAUAACUUUCUGAAAGAAUAUUGUCUUUUCUGAAAGAAAAACGUCUUUUCAGAAUGUUCAUAAAGCACUGUGGUCAGGCUAAGGGGAGAAAUACUUCACCUUGAAGCUAUCUUGGGUCACAGGUAUGAAUUGAGUUUGGUGGGAACAGCCACCAGCAUCUCAAAACCAAUAUAAACCUUACUUUGGCACAAUUAAAAGUGUCUGCACAGGCAAAUCUUGGGGAAUAAAUAGCAGAGAGGAGAGAAGAAAAUACAGGAGAGAAUACACAGAUAAUACCAUGUCUAGAGCAAAAGCUAGUCGCCCUUUCCCAUUUUAUAAGCAUUAACUUUGCUUACCAACCACAUAGUGUUUAAUAGUGAAAGCAUUCAAAGUCAUCAGAAACAGUUUGAUAACUGAUGACAUCAAAGACAUUUCGAUUGUGGGACAGAGGAUUAGUUUCUCAAGAUGUUUUAAAUGUUAUUUUCAUAUAAUUAUUUGUAUUAUUAUUAUUAUUAUUAUUAUUAUUAUUAUUAUUAUUAUUAUUGACGUUGUUUUCAAAAGAAAGGCAGCGACAAAAUCCUACCAUCCAAACACUUUUUGGAUGUUGCAAGCAGUAGCCUAAAAGUGACAUAAAAAUGUCUGUUCAUAUAUAUGUAUUUUUAAUGUAUGUGAUGUCAAGAGAGUUGUGCAAGAUGAGCAGAAUGAGUUGUUUUGAAUGUUAUGAACUUUGUUUUAAUAUUAUGAUUCUAAAAUCUUUUAACCAUGCAUGCUGUUUUUAUACUCUAAUGUAUAGUUACUCGAAUCGGUAUAUAAGAUUAUGCUUGCCAGUUAUAUGUUGAUAUAACUGAAAUUGUUGACAGUAUUUUUUUGCACUGUAUCCAGAUGCAUUUCUCUUCUUUUUGUAUUUGUUUAAAUAUUUUGACUCCUGCCUUUUCACUGGUAGAACAUCUAACUAACUUUCACAGACCAUUUUAUUCUUGUGUAGAAUUCUUUUUUUUGUAUAUGCUUUUACUUUUGUUUCCUUGUUUACAUUUAAUGUAACAAACCUUUUUGAAAAAUACCUCUAUCAUUCCUACUCACAACAUGCAAUAAAACAUUAUUUAGAUUUUU